CGUAGUGUUGCCCCGGUGUCGAUGUUUUAUUCCAGCAAUUUCCUCACAUUUGAGAUCUUGAACGGGUUUUUAAUGCAGUUGGCGCCAUAUAAUUAAUCUUUGUAAUAACUACAUGUGACUGUCGUUUUAAUUAAAGCAUUAAUUAGGUACUGCCCUCUUAGCGCAGCAGGAAGUUGGAGUUAUUUACAUCAGUUGUUCAUGUUUAGGUUCCUGGAAACGACUCCGCAUCAGCGAUGUUAAAAUACACGAUACAAACACCCGGACUCGUGAUUUUACUCGGUUUAUUUUUCGGGAAUUUCACAUGGGGAUGGUUUCAAAACAACGUGAAGAAACACGAGCAUGUUUACACAGAGACUUCAGACAGCGAGGACCAGAGCUGCUUAUGUCAUUUAACAGGUGUCUUGGACGACUGUUUCUGUGACAUUGAGAGCAUUGACGUCUUCAACAACUUCAAAAUUUAUCCUCGCAUUCGCAAGCUCACAGAAAGAGACUUCUUUCGAUACUACAAGGUGAACCUGAAGCGACCGUGUCCGUUUUGGCCUGACGAUGGCCAAUGCUCCAUCAAAGACUGUCACGUAGAGCCAUGUCCAGAGAGCAAAGUCCCCGUGGGAAUUAAAUCCGGCAACUACAACAAGUACGCUCAGGCUGGCAACAACAUGGAUAACAUCAUAGAGUGUGAACAGGCGCAUGAAUUGGGUGCCAUUAACAGCACACUGAGUAAUCAGAGUAAAGAAGCGUUUGCAGACUGGGCUCACCAUGACGAUGCUCAGGACCAUUUCUGUGGGUUAGAUGAUGAGAUGUCUCCUGAAUCCGAGUAUGUGGAUCUGCUGUUGAAUCCAGAGAGAUACACGGGAUAUAAAGGACCAUCAGCCUGGAGAGUGUGGAACAGCAUUUAUGAAGAAAACUGCUUCAAGCCAAGAUCAGUGUAUCGUCCCCUCAAUCCUUUGGCUCCCAGUCGAGGUGAUGAUGAUGGUGAAGGAUUCUACAAGUGGCUUGAAGGUCUGUGUUUGGAGAAGAGAGUUUUCUAUCGUCUGAUCUCCGGUCUGCACAGCAGCAUUAACAUCCACCUGUGUGCUGAAUACCUGCUGGAUGAGGGUUGGGGCAAAUCAGUUUGGGGUCCAAACGUCCAUGAGUUCCGUCAGCGGUUCGACCCGGCAGAGACGAAGGGCGAGGGCACUCGGCGCCUGAAGAACCUGUACUUCCUGUACCUUAUCGAGCUGAGAGCGCUGUCUAAAGUAGCUCCGUACUUCGAGCGCACCUUCAUCAAUCUGUACACAGGAAACAGAGAAGAGGACACGACGACCAAAGAUCUGCUGCUGGAGAUACUCAACGAGACCAAAACGUUCCCAAUGCACUUUGACGAGAGCUCCAUGUUUGCUGGACACAAAAUAGAGGCAAAAAUAUUAAAGGAGGAGUUCAGACUUCAUUUUAAAAACAUCUCUCGUAUCAUGGACUGUGUCGGCUGCAGUAAAUGUCGACUUUGGGGAAAGUUACAGACUGAGGGUCUGGGCACGGCUCUCAGGAUUCUCUUCUCUGAGAAAGAAAUCAAGAAUCUUCCAGAAAACAGCCCGUCAAAGGGCUUCCAGCUCACACGACAGGAGAUUAUAGCUCUACUCAACGGAUUCUCCAGACUUUCCACCAGUAUAAAAGAGUUGCACAACUUCCGAAUGCUUCUGAAGGAUCAUAGGUAACACACCUCCAGGCCACCAGGUGGCACCAGCCCAGUGGACUCUGCAAUGGUCUUAUCCGCCCCAGACAAAUUCCUCUCUCAGGGACUGCAGGACCGUUGUCUGCAGAACCCUUUUACUCUAGAUCACAUCAAGCCCUUCUGCUCAGUUUCCACACUGCGAGAGUUAAAAAAACUGACUCAUAAUCACUCAAAACAGCAGCUUUCAGCUCCGAAAACUUCGGAUUUUACGCUUUGACUUUAGAUGUGCAGGCUUUACAUGUCUCUGUAUGUGCGAACAGAUUUCAGACUUCUCGUUUUCUUCGUCAUCUCUGACCGAUUAGACGGUUCAUGUCUUCAGUUCACAAAGCGCUGGUGUUUCUUCCCUCGUUCGCUUGUUUGUAUAUUUGAUGGUUGGUCUUUGUGUCCAGGUUAGUUUCUGUCAGUUACAAUGGUAAUUACAUUUUCUUCUUUUCUUUCAGAACAGUUAAAGAACUUGUGUUUUAAUAAUUUUGCGUGUCCCUGAAAUCUGUGCGUUUAAUGCGUUAGCUGCAUGCAUUUGUCUUACAGACAUUCCUAAUCCAUAAAUGAAGAUUUUUAUGUUUAAGGGACCAUAGAAUUUAGUUAAAGCAUUAGUUCACACAAAAAUUAUUUACUCACCCUCAUGUUGUUUCAAACCUGAAUGACUUUUCAAAUCUGACAUUUUUUCCAAAGAUGACAAAAAAAAACGCCAAAAAAGCUUUAGCAUCGUUCCAUGUCAACUUAACCAGAGGUCCCGGCUCAAAAUGUUUAUAAUUUUUUUCUGGUGAAAAAAAUGCAUAAAUGAAGAUGAAAGCCAAAAUAUUAAAUGCCAUGGACAAAUAUUUACUCACUAAUCCGCUAUUUUAUAGAGGCCGGUCAAAAUGGCGAUUUUUCACCAAUGAUUUUGGAGCAAAACCACAGAUCAAAAAAAUAACUUCAGAAAGGUGGCAGCAUCA
Molecule: messenger RNA, 2643 nt
Organism: Xyrauchen texanus (razorback sucker)
Lineage: Eukaryota; Metazoa; Chordata; Actinopteri; Cypriniformes; Catostomidae
Product: ERO1-like protein beta
Exons: 16
Coding region: 234-1691 (485 amino acids)
Biological process (GO): protein folding in endoplasmic reticulum
Cellular component (GO): endoplasmic reticulum membrane; endoplasmic reticulum
Molecular function (GO): FAD binding; protein-disulfide reductase activity; thiol oxidase activity
Source: RefSeq, a predicted model, not a curated record